Molecule: messenger RNA, 2308 nt
Organism: Actinia tenebrosa (Australian red waratah sea anemone)
Lineage: Eukaryota; Metazoa; Cnidaria; Anthozoa; Actiniaria; Actiniidae
Product: ATP-binding cassette sub-family C member 4-like
Biological process (GO): transmembrane transport
Cellular component (GO): membrane
Molecular function (GO): ATP hydrolysis activity; ABC-type transporter activity; ATP binding
Source: RefSeq, a predicted model, not a curated record
CGUACGAGGAACUAAAAGCAAGAGGAAUGACACAACAGGAACAUGUAAUUGAAGUUGCUGCAAGUAACAAUUCUGCUGCUGAUAGAGCAGCGUUCAUUCGAACCUCGAAACACGAAGAACCAGAUGAGAAAGAAUCAUGCGACCUGGUGGAAGAGGAGGAAGAGAAAGAUAUUGGUCACGUGACAUGGCGCCUGUACUGGUCUUUCUUUAGAACUGGAUCCAACAGUGUGUCUAUAUUAAGCUUUGCCUUCUUCUACCUACUCGUACAAGCAUUCAUUUUUGCUACAAGCAUUUUUCAAGCAUUCCUGGCUAACAUGUCCUACAGCGCACAGAGGAACUCGAGAACCGUUUUGGAAUAUUUUGGUCUGGUGUGCGUAUCGUUUGGUUUGGUUACCCUACGAAGUUUCCUUUCCUACUACCUCGUAAUCAAGUCAUCUAGAAACCUUCACGCAAACAUGAUGGAAGCAGUGAUCAAGUCUCCAGUGCUGUUCUUUGAUACCAAUCCAACGGGACGAAUAAUGAAUCGCUUUUCAAGAGACAUUGGCAUCAUUGAUGAUGAGCUUCCUAGACGAUAUGGUACGGCUUUGCCGAUUAUCGUCAAGUGCCUGGGAGUGGUUGUGAUGACAACAGUCGUCAACUUGUGGUUUCUGCUAGUAGUAAUACCACUUGUAAUACUUUCUUAUUAUUUCUCUUGCUAUUACCUCAAAACAUCUCGUGAGCUGACCCGAAUGGUAGCAAUUCGCUACAGUCCCGUGUAUUCGCACAUCACUGAAACAAUAAGAGGGCUAGAAGUCAUUCGUACGUCGCAUAGGGAAGAAUGGUUUGUCAAUGAAUUGAUCAGACUUCAAAACCAGCACACCAAGGCUUUCUAUCUGGUUGUCGCCUCGAAACAAUGGUUUGCACUUCGUUUUGAUAUCCUGGUCGCAUGUAUUGUCAUAGGCGUGGCCUUCAUUGGUUUGUUUGCCAUUGAGGACAAAGCUUUGGUAGGUAUGCUGUUAACCCUAGCAGCAUCUCUUCUUGGAUCAGUUGAGUACGCACUACGCAUGGCAUGCGACUUAGAAAACAACAUGACGUCAGUCGAGAGAGUCAUGACGUAUUGUUCUCUUCCAUCAGAACCAGGUUACAACAGACAAGAUAUUAAGACAAAAACCUGGCCUGAACAGGGUAUGCUUAAACUACAGGACGUGUCUCUACAGUAUGUACAAAAUGGGAUAAAAGUGUUGGAAGAUAUCAACUUACUAAUCCAACCGAGAGAAAAAAUAGGUAUCGUAGGACGUACAGGAGCAGGCAAGUCAUCCUUGAUAGCCGCCAUUUUACGUAUGCCAGAGCCUCAAGGACGGGUUUUUAUUGAUGGUAUAGACCUGGGUACCAUUAAUAUCCAGACUGCACGGACAUCAGUAGCUGUCAUAUCCCAAGACUCUUUUCUUUUUUCUGGACGUCUUAGAAGAACUUUGGAUCCAUUUAAUAGUUUUACAGAUCAACAAAUCUGGACAGCACUUGAGCAGGUCCAGGUGAGUGAAAUGGUGUACAACAUUCCUGAUCAACUAGAUUACUACAUAGGAGAGUUUGGAACUGGUUUUAGCGCAGGUGAGCGACAACUUCUUUGUCUUGCAAGAGCUUUACUAGAGAAACGUCAAAUAAUGAUCAUGGAUGAAGCAACAGCCAACGUAGACUACAAAACUGACCAGUUAAUUCAACAUGUUAUACGAAACCAGUUCAAGAACCAAACGGUACUAACCAUAGCACAUCGAAUCAACACAGUUAUAGACUACGAUAAAGUAAUAGUUAUGGACCGAGGUCAUGUGAUGGAGUACGAUAAUCCGGUGGUGCUUGCCGAGAAAAGGGACAGCAUUUUUCACGAACUUUUGAAGAAUCAGGGAACAUUGACCAAAUAGAUAAACUUACUUUUUGUACCAGCCUGCAUUUUGUGUAGAGAGGGAAAUCAAGAGGUUUCUUUGCCUGCUUGAGUUGUUAUUUUGUUAACGCUAGUCGUGGGCCUUAUUUUUGAAAUGGUCUCUGGCAGACUGGUAGUAUAGGAAAUCAUAUGGUUCCAAGUGCAAUUUUCAACAAUUUUUUGAAAAUUUGAGCAAAUGAGUUUUUCAUACAAGACUGCGCUCGUUGCGCUCAGUGAGCCCGUAGAACGAUAGGAAUUUGCAGUCAAAUUUCUCCUGAAUUGAACAAGAAAACUUUACCCAUAUGAUCCUUUUGUUAUUAAGGACGGUGGUGUAGAAUCAUAAUAGUGAGGGGUACUUUAACGUUGACACUAAUGACGUAAGCAUUUUUUAAUUGGAUUGGUUUUGCCAAUGUU